AUGUUGAAAAGUGUUGGAGCAUCACUGAUACGUGGCAUGAAGUGUCAUCAUUCUCUGAGAGCUUCGGAAUUUAUAAAUUACCAGAGCAAAACAUCAUCAUCUAUUAAUUUAUCAAUUAUUUUAUCUAUUCCAUCGUCCUUUAGAAGAUAUUCAAUUUUGAGAGAGGAUAAUUCUUCAACAACGCAGAGUACAAACUCUUCAACACCACCCCAACAACAACCAAUAGAAGAAGAGUCUCAACAACCAACAACCCCAUCACACAAAAAGUAUUUCAUCACCACGGCUCCUUCCGAACAUGAAAGCACCCGCAAGCAAGAAAAAGUAAAGAAACACCAAUCCCAGAAAUUCAUGCACUAUUCAAACAAGUCCUUUUUAGAAAUUAUACAAGAUGUUUUGAGAAGGUCCGUUCGGUUUUUCGCUCACAACUAUUACCUCGUAUUUGCGUUCUUAUUGCUGGUUGCCCUCAUGUAUGCGUUGGAUGUUUUCAAUUUGAGAACAGAGAAAAUUCUAUCCGAACGAGCCAAGCUGGAAGAGCUUGAGUGGAGAACAACAAGUAGUAGUAGUAGUCGUUAG
This is a messenger RNA of Naegleria lovaniensis, 573 nucleotides long. RefSeq lists its product as uncharacterized. The coding region runs from base 1 to 573 and encodes 190 amino acids. The record is from RefSeq and is a predicted model, not a curated record. Lineage: Eukaryota; Heterolobosea; Eutetramitea; Acrasida; Naegleriidae. The transcript has 2 exons.